Molecule: messenger RNA, 2580 nt
Organism: Calypte anna (Anna's hummingbird)
Lineage: Eukaryota; Metazoa; Chordata; Aves; Apodiformes; Trochilidae
Gene: HINFP
Product: histone H4 transcription factor
Exons: 9
Coding region: 187-1827 (546 amino acids)
Biological process (GO): anatomical structure development; regulation of transcription by RNA polymerase II
Molecular function (GO): RNA polymerase II cis-regulatory region sequence-specific DNA binding; DNA-binding transcription factor activity, RNA polymerase II-specific
Source: RefSeq, a predicted model, not a curated record
CGUUGGGUUCCGGUUCCCCCUGGUUGCGUGGGGCGGGUUCCGGAGGUUCGGGGCUGCCCGGGUUUAUCCGCUGCGGUUCGGUACCGCGGGGGGCGCAGGGACCGGUCCGGUUUGGGUCGGUGGGGUGAGGGCAGCGCUCGGUAUCUCCUCCAUCCCCGCCCUGGGGAAGCGGCGGGCCCGGCCGUGAUGGCGGCCGGCAAGGGCGGCGUUUCGGAGGGUUUGGUGCUGCAGUGCGAGUGGGAGCUGUGCAGCUACGUGGCCUCGGGCAUGGAGGAGUUCUGCCAACACGUAUCCCGGCACCUGCAGCAACACCUUCCCGGGGAGCCCCGGGAUGAGAUGGAUCCGCUCGAGGAAUUCACCUGCUUGUGGCAGGAGUGUGGGUUCUGCUCCCCAGAGAGCCCAGCUGACCUCACCCGCCACGUCUACUUCCACUGCUACCACACCAAGCUGAAGCAGUGGGGGCUGAGGGCCCUGCAGAGCCAGGCAGAUGUCACCCACUGCCAGCUGGACUUCCAGAGCAGGAAUAUCAUCCCGGAGAUCCAGGAGAACUUCUUGUGUCUCUGGGAGUACUGUGAGAGAACAUUUGACAAUCCUGAGUGGUUCUAUCGUCACGUGGAGGAUCACAGCUUCUGCUCAGAGUACAAGGCAGCAGGGAAGGAGAACCACGUGGUGCUGUGUGGCUGGAAAGACUGUGACUGCACCUUCAAGGGACGCUGCAAGCUGCGGGAACACCUGCGCAGCCACACUCAGGAGAAGGUGGUGGCCUGUCCCACCUGUGGGGGGAUGUUUGCCAACAACACCAAGUUCUUUGACCACAUCCGACGCCAAACUGCGCUGGACCAGCAGAGGUUUCAGUGUUCCCACUGCUCCAAGAGAUUUGCCACAGAGAGGCUGCUCCGGGACCACAUGAGGAACCAUGUGAACCAUUACAAGUGUCCCCUGUGUGACAUGACCUGUCCCCUGCCCUCCUCCCUGCGCAACCACAUUCGCUUUCGGCACAGUGAGGAGCGGCCCUUCAAGUGUGAUUACUGUGACUACAGCUGCAAGAAUCUCAUUGACUUGAGGAAGCACCUGGACACGCACAGCAAGGAGCCCGCCUAUCGCUGCGAGUUUGAAGCCUGCAGCUUCACUGCACGUUCCCUCUGCUCCAUCAAACUCCACCACCGGAAAGUUCAUGAGGGUGACUCGGAGCCCCGGUACAAGUGCCACGUCUGUGACAAAUGCUUCACCCGUGGAAACAACCUCACUGUCCACCUGAGGAAGAAACACCAGUUCAAGUGGCCCUCAGGGCAUCCUCGCUUCAGGUACAAGGAACACGAGGAUGGGUACAUGAGGCUGCAGCUGGUGCGCUACGAGAGCGUGGAGCUGACAGAGCAACUGCUGAAGGACAGAGAGAAGCAGGGGGAAGCCCUGGAGGGCUCCACUGAGUGUGUGGUGCUGCCUGAGGGGGAGGGCAACCUGCAGGGCAUCAUUCUGGAGGCACCAGCAGAGGCUCCCUCGGUGGAGAACAGGAUCACUGAGCUGCAGGAGGCCCCACCGUGCCCUGCAGCUUCCUCUGCUGGCAGCCCUGAGCCAGCACAGCCAAGGGCCCUUCCAGGAGCAGCACUGACACCAGAGCAAGGAUCCAGCUCCUCAUCCAACCCCAUCAUCCGUGUGGUGAACAGAACCAACGAGCAAGGGGAGAGUGAGACUGUGUAUUAUGUCAUGGCCAGCACCUCCUCAGAGGAGCAGUUGGCAGCACCCAGUGGGCUGGCUAUGGAGCUGGAGGAAAAUGUCAUGGACAGACUGCAGAAGACAGCAGAGGAGCUGGGAAUCCAGAUUGUCUGAGCUGCUCCCCUGCCUCUGCAGGGCCUCCAUGGGAUUGGGAAGUGCUUAGGAGGGAGGUUGGGAAGUGCUUAGAGGGAAGAGCUGAGCUUGUCCACCUCCCUGCAGGUGGCUUUCUGCCCUGCUCCUUGCUGCUGCUGGGCUGGUCAGCAUGGGGAGAGGGGAAGGACAGGUUUUUCUUCAUUGGGGAUCCAAGUGUUCUGAGCUGCAAAGGUCAGGGACUGGCAAAGCCACUCCUAGCAUUCCAGGAGGUUUGGCCUUAGCCUGGCUCAGGCCUUCUCUUGGUCACUCCCUGGUGGUGUGGGCCCUGCUGCUGUGCAGCUCUUGCUGAGCCUGAUCCUCAGCUGGGACCUCCCCUGGCAGGAUGGGGUGCUGAGCAGACACCAUGGCUGAACCCCCUUCCCUGGGGAGAUGUGUGCUUCUCUCUGUACUUUGUUCUCCAGGGGAUGGUUUGCUCCACUUCUGCCUUCAUCAGCACUUCCCUGCCCAUCAUCUUGCCUUGGUCACUCAGCUGGUGCUGCUGGUGGUAGCACCACUGGUCCCAUCACAUUGCACUGACCUCUGGGAGGAGAGUCUGGAGGUGCUGCUGCUCUUGCAGGCUACUGCUGCUCUGUCAAACUGGGGAAUUUAAAGCUUCUGAGUGCUUUUGUCCUUCCCUGGGUGUCCUCCCCACAUUGGGCUUUAGAUUCCUGUUGGGCAAAAUGCAUUUUGGUGAGGCAAAUAAAAGCCAGGCUGCCAGGCCAGGCAGAGAGCCCA